AUGACUGACUCGGCGAAUAUUCCUGAGAGCCUGCACAAGUCACCAUUCGUCAACAAACAUAACAGAGAGAAAGAGAUGGAUGUAAUCACCGCUGAGCAGCCAUCAACACUAGAUGAUUGCAAAGAGCCACCACACACCCUACAAGUUUCGGACAAGCCCUUCGUCAGGACGCCUGAGACCAAAAUCGAAGACUUGCCAGGCGAACUUCCUGUUUCCCAGAUAGAUGCCUCUGUGGACCCUGAAGCUGUUGCUGAACUAUGUGUGCGCAGUCUCAAUAGCUUCGAUCCAUCUGUGGUGGCCAAAAAUGCGAUCUGGAGAGACCUCUUCGCCCUGUCAGGCACUCUUCGGACAAUGUAUGGCGUCGACACAAUCACAAGCACGUGGAAAGAUGUGUUUGCGCAUCAUCAAAUGUCGGAUUUCGAGCUGAUGCCAGGAACGUCCAAGAUUGUACGCCUCGGACCAAAGCAUUCUUGGAUUGCCGCGAGAUUCACCUUCAGAACCAACGGAAUUCCAGCUUCUUUGUGCUCGGGUCAAAUCGGAAUCGUGCCGUUCGAAGGCAAGUGGCAAAUCUGGAUGAUGACGUCCAUCUUGGAAGAGUUGCAAGGUCUGCCCAACCCGGACUUCCUCACCGACGCUGGGAUGAAGAGCGUUCAGAACACACAUGAAAACGGGAUCGACUAUGAGGCCGUCGUGGUUGGUGCAGGCUUUGCAGGUCUAUGUGUGGCUGGAAGAAUGAAAGCAAUGGGUGUCCACUAUCUUCUCAUCGACAAGAAUCCCAAGAUUGGUGACAACUGGACUGCUCGUUACGACUCGGCCCGGUUUCAUACCGACAAAUAUUACUCCGAUAUGCCGCUGGGACCAAUAUUCAGGCACGGAUAUGAUCCUUUUCUGAGCAGCAGUGACCUAGCCAGAGGUUACCGCGAAUAUGCAAACAAGAUUGGACUGCAUACUUGUUUAUCAACUGUUCUCAGAACUUCCAAGUUUGAUGAUGUUUCGGAAACCUGGACACUCAGUCUAGAAACCGACGGUCGACCGUGGACGCUGAAGACUUCGAAUGUUGUCUUUGCGACAGGAGCAGGAGGUGCGACCCCAAAUUGGCCUGUGCUUGCGGACAGAAGCGUGUUUGAAGGUAAGCUGCUGCACUCAGUUGACUACAAGAAUGCCAGCGACUGGGGCGGGAAGAAAGGUGUAGUCAUCGGAUCGGCAAACACUGCCCACGACAUCGCAGAGGACAUGCUUGCUGCGAAUAUGACAGUAACCAUGGUUCAACGAGGGAGGACGCCAGUAAUACCGCGCAAGUAUCAUACCAAAUGGUCCAAUACCCUCUACAAUCCGACGAUACCCAUUGAAGAAUCGGAUAGACAAGUAAUGGCGACUCCGUUGGCCGUUACGAGGUUGAUCAGCUUGUUUGGCCAGCAAGCACAGGCAGCUCAAGAGGCAGAGAGAUUCGACUCGUUGGAAAGGCGAGGAUUUCGAUGUGAACGAAACGCCGACUUUUGGAAGCUACUGACAUCCCGCUUCGGCGGCCACUACAUAGAUGUCGGUGCAUCGCAAAAGAUCGCGGAUGGACUGAUUGCGGUCAAAAGCGGUGCGAAAAUCCAAAGCCUAACGAAAACCGGCUUACUAUUUGAUGAUGGUAGCAGCAUUGACGCAGACGUGAUUGUCGUCUGCACAGGAUUCAAGACCGAUAUGUUGGAAGACGUUUCCAAGAUGGUCGAACCCGAGGUUGUGGAGAAACUCGACCAUUACUGGGGUUUGGAUGAAGAGGGAGAAUUGCGAGGCGCCUUCAAACCACUCCAACAUCCGGGCAUCUAUCUCAUCGGAGGGGGAGUGACACACGCACGCUUCUAUUCCAGGUUCAUAGCUCUUCAGAUAAAGGCCUCAUCUAUAGGCAGCCCAUUAAAGGUGUUUAAGAAAGGUGGGCCGCAAAGCGACAACAUGUAG
Messenger RNA from Fusarium poae, 1944 nucleotides. RefSeq lists its product as uncharacterized. The transcript has 5 exons. Gene Ontology annotation, molecular function: flavin adenine dinucleotide binding; monooxygenase activity. The record is from RefSeq and is a predicted model, not a curated record. The coding region runs from base 1 to 1944 and encodes 647 amino acids. Lineage: Eukaryota; Fungi; Ascomycota; Sordariomycetes; Hypocreales; Nectriaceae.